Molecule: messenger RNA, 3018 nt
Organism: Ctenopharyngodon idella (grass carp)
Lineage: Eukaryota; Metazoa; Chordata; Actinopteri; Cypriniformes; Xenocyprididae
Gene: ilvbl
Product: ilvB (bacterial acetolactate synthase)-like
Exons: 15
Coding region: 520-2157 (545 amino acids)
Biological process (GO): L-valine biosynthetic process
Cellular component (GO): acetolactate synthase complex
Molecular function (GO): magnesium ion binding; thiamine pyrophosphate binding; flavin adenine dinucleotide binding
Source: RefSeq, a predicted model, not a curated record
CUCGGUCCAUUCAGUGCAUUCAUCGGAUUCAGCAACAACUGCAGAAGGGGGGGAAGAGCUGGCAGGUACAUUGUUGUCUAACCUUAACCAGGCCAUGGCAGGAUCAGACAUGACAGUGUGCUGAAAUUAAUGACCACCAUCUCGCUGUUUGUCCAGUAACUGCAUGGUAAAAGUCAACUUCGAAGCCACCGACAUUGUAAGCGGCUUGUUCUUUUAUCUGUUUUCCCGCUUUUGCUGGGCAGGUCUCUAACAGGCAGGUGGACAUUAGGUCGUAAACCACCAACCCAGUCUGGCGAUGGACAUUUACGGGGUUUUGGGCUGCUCUCUGGGUGCUGCCCUUGGAGGUUUGAUCCUUGUGUGUUAUAAACUGGGAUUACUUUACCAGCUAUUUCAUAAGAGAGACAGAGCCCUCGACAUGGAGGAGAGAGUGUGGCGGAGGUUUUGCGGACUCAUGGGGUCAAAUUCGUCUUCACGUUGGUGGGAGGACACAUCUCGCCCAUCCUGGUGGCCUGUGAGAAAAUGGGAAUCCGUAUCGUCGACACCCGCCAUGAGGCCACAGCUGUGUUUGCUGCCGAUGCCGUAGCAAGACUUUCUGGCACUGUUGGUGUGGCUGCGGUGACGGCGGGGCCGGGGCUGACGAACACAGUGACUGCGGUGAAGAAUGCUCAGAUGGCUGAAUCACCACUGCUUCUGAUUGGUGGUGCUGCUGCUACUCUCCUGCAGGGUAGAGGUGCGCUACAGGAUAUUGACCAAAUGUCCCUCUUCAAGCCUCUCUGUAAGUUCUGUGCAUCAGUGAGGACCGUGAGAGAAAUUGUUCCCACUGUAAGAAAAGCCUUGGCCAUCGCACAGUCUGGCACACCAGGCCCAGUGUUUAUAGAGUUUCCUAUAGACACACUGUACCCUUACCAUGUGGUGGAAAAAGAGUUUGCCCCUAAAAACACUCCCAAAGGGCUGAUGGGGAAAAUCAUUGCAUGGUAUCUCAAGAAUCAUUUAUCAAACUUGUUUGCUGGAGCUUGGGAGACGCGUGAUCUUUCCCCACUUCCUGUUCAUAUCCCUCAUGCCACAGAGGAUGAGGUCCAAAGGUGUGUGGAGUUGGUGAGCAGAGCCAAGAAACCUGUCAUACUUCUAGGCAGUCAGGCAACAUUACCCCCCACACCAGCAGAUGAUAUCAGAAAUGCCUUAGAAUCUUUAGGCAUUCCCUGCUUCCUGGGUGGAAUGUCCCGAGGGAUGCUGGGAAAGAACAGUCCACUGCACAUUAGACAGAACAGGAGAGAUGCCUUAAAAGAUGCUGACCUCGUACUGCUGGCAGGUACGGUGUGUGAUUUCAGACUUAGUUAUGGAAGAGUUCUGAACAGACGGAGCAAAAUCAUUGCAGUCAACAGAGACAAGAGUCAGCUACUGAAGAACUCAGACAUGUUCUGGAAGCCAACAGUGGCCAUUCAAGGCGAUGCUGGUUCCUUCCUUCUCCGUCUCUCAAAAGCCCUGAAGGGACACAGAUGCCCAGAGGAAUGGCCUCAGAAACUGAAAGAGGCAGAUGACAUCAAAGAGAAAGCUAACAGAGCAAAAGCAGAUGAGAAGACAGAGAGGCAUUUGAACCCUUUGAGUGUUUUGCACCAUGUGGAUGAGCUCUUGGCUGAGGACAGCAUCAUCGUGGCUGAUGGGGGAGAUUUUGUGGGCAGCGCUGCAUAUAUCAUGAGACCACGGGGCCCGCUCCGCUGGCUGGACCCAGGGGCUUUUGGGACUCUGGGUGUUGGAGGAGGGUUUGCUUUGGGAGCGAAACUUUGUCGACCUGAGUCUGAGGUAUGGAUCGUUUACGGCGACGGCUCCCUCGGAUACAGCGUGGCUGAAUUUGAUACCUUCACACGCCACAAGACCCCAGUGAUCGCUCUGGUGGGAAAUGAUGCGUGCUGGAGUCAGAUCUCCAGAGAACAAGUGCCUAUGCUGGGGAGCAACGUGGCCUGUGGUCUUGCCUUUACAGAUUAUCACAUAGUAGCUGAUGGUUACGGGGGAAAAGGUUACCUGAUUGGCCGAGAGGAUGAGUUGCGGCUUGAUGACAUCAUUAAAAAGGCACAGCAGGAGUGCAGAGAGGGAAGGGCAACUCUGCUGAACGUUCUGAUCGGAAAGACUAACUUUAGGGAAGGUUCAAUCUCGGUUUAGAGAGAGACACUGUGCACCAUCCUGCCUAGAUACCCAAAGUCUUUCUUGUGUUGUCAUGCUCAGAAUAUACCAUAAGACAGCCUAUACUGAGUUAUAUAGAUUCAGCUGAUUUGAAAAGAGAUCAAAGCAAAUACAUAUCAGAGGUUCAGAAACAUUUCUUCCUUGAUGUUGUGACUAAUACAGUUCAAAUCAAAACUUUCAAGAACAUGUCUGGGUUGUAUUUCAUCCUAAAACCAAAAUAAAUAAAUGAAUAAAUCAUAUACUGUAAUGUUUAAAGAAAAUGAAGCCGUUUAAGACCAUUUACGAUUUUUUUCUAGUAUGACAUUAUACUUAUGAUAUAAAAGGGAGAAUAUAUAUAUAUAUAUAUAUAUAUAUAUAGAGUGUUUUAAAUUUUUUUGUUUUUUAUUUCAGACUGAAAUGUGAGCUUGGAUGUGUUUUGCAAGUACUGUUUUCAUUCGAGCUGAAAAGGAGCAAGCACAGUGCCUUCACUCUGUCCAGUUAACAUUGAUUGAUGAUUGAAUAAUAUAAUUUUUUUUGAGUGCCUGUAUUUACUGAAUGUUAAACUGAUCUUGUUCAGAAAAUCAGAUAUUUGCUAGAAAUAUUUUUCAAAAAACUUUGUGUGAAUCGAAUGGCUGUAUGUUUGUUUAUUUGAAAAAGUCAAUCUUAACCAAAGUAAUAUCCUAACAGACGCUUGGAAAUGCAGUCCUGAUUUUUGCUGCUAUACCAGACCUGGACAUACUAUAAGGCCUCUCUUCGGUUUGUGAUUGAUCACUUCAGCAUCACCCACAAAAUGACCGUGUGGAUAUGGUGACAUAAUUUAUCACCAUUUUUUUGAUGUAAUAAAAUCUCUGAAGUACAGUG